Penicillium nucicola is the source of this 3801-nucleotide messenger RNA. RefSeq names its product ABC transporter ATP-binding protein. Bases 1 to 3801 code for a protein of 1266 amino acids. Gene Ontology annotation, cellular component: membrane. The transcript has 9 exons. Lineage: Eukaryota; Fungi; Ascomycota; Eurotiomycetes; Eurotiales; Aspergillaceae. The record is from RefSeq and is a predicted model, not a curated record. Gene Ontology annotation, biological process: transmembrane transport. Gene Ontology annotation, molecular function: ABC-type transporter activity; ATP binding; ATP hydrolysis activity.
AUGGGUCAAGAGUCUGAGAAAGAUAAUAUUUCGCUAAAAGAAGAGCUUAAAUGGGAGGCAGAAGCAGAAGGAGCCUUCAGUGGUUAUGUGAGAAUCUUUCGUUAUGGCUCCUCUACAGAGUAUACCAUGCAGGUAUGCGCCACAGCCUGCGCACUUGGAUCUGGCGUUGGAAUGGCUCUGGUCAACUUGGUAUUUGGACAGUUUAUCACACUCAUUCUCAACUAUAGCAACGGCCACACUGAUGCUGCUACCUUUCGAAGCAGCGCUGCAUCGCUGAGCCUGUAUUUCUUUAUUAUUGGGCUCGCUCGCUUUUUUCUCACAUACGGAUACAGCACGCUAUUCACACUUGCUGCAUACCGUAUCACACGAAACAUCCGCCGGCUGUACUUGAAAGCAGGACUCAGCCAGGAUAUAUCAUUCUUUGAUAAAGGCAGCAGUGGAUCUAUUGCUAUGCAAGCGGCCUCAAAUGGGAAACGAAUUCAGGCUGGAAUUUCCGAGAAACUGGGCCUUGUCAUCCAGGGGUUCUCGUGUUUCAUCUCUGCUUUUGUAUUGGCAUUUGUCACUUACUGGAAGUUGACACUCAUUUGCUGCUGCAUUGCCCCAGCUAUCGUUCUUGUGAUGGGUAUCACGGCAACCAUUGAUGCUUCACUGGAGACGAAAAUUCUUAGGAUUCAGGCUCAGGCUGGAGCUUUUGCGGAGAGCCUCUUGUCGAGUUCGCGAACUGUUCAUGCCUUUGGGCUUCGAUCUCGUCUAGUGAAUGAAUACGGGAAGUAUCUAAACGCGGCGAGAGCAUUCGGAAACAAGAAGAGUGCCCUCCUUGGCUUCUUGUUUUCCGCAGAAUACUCAGUCAUCUUUGCCGGGUACGGUCUCUGCUUCUGGCAGGGUGUUGGGAUGGUAGCCAGUGGGGAGGUGAAAGACGAAGGUGACAUUUUCAUUGUUCUUAUGUCUGUCAUCGUAGCAGCUACCAGCGUGACUUCCGUUGCACCAUAUUUCAUGGAAUUUACGCGUGCUGCAUCCGCAGCAUCAGAGCUAUUUCAAAUCAUGGACCGUCCCUCGGCCAUAGAUCCAUUCGACGAGUCGGGAGAAAAGCCAACAACGACCACCGGGUCUCUUGACUUUGAAGAGGUUUCCUUUGCGUAUCCGACCCGUCCUGACGCUCAAGUUUUGAAGGAAUUCUCGCUUCAUAUCCCCGCUGGUAAAACAACAGCACUGGUAGGGGCAAGCGGUUCUGGAAAAAGCACAAUUAUUGGACUUCUCGAAAGAUGGUACAACCCUUCAGUAGGAAAGGUGAAGCUUGAUGGCCGGCCAAUCGAGUUGUUGAAUCUCAAAUGGCUUCGACAAAAUGUCAGACUUGUCCAGCAAGAGCCGAUCCUAUUUGCUGGCACCGUUGCUGAUAACAUCGCAAACGGUCUUGUCGAUACCCCGUGGGACCAAGAACCCCAAGAAAAGAAAACCCUACGCAUUCAAGAGGCUGCUCGGAUUGCAUUCGCUCAUGAUUUUAUCAUGGAACUUCCAAACGGCUACGAUACUGUCAUUGGGGAGAGAGGCGGGUUGCUAUCGGGUGGUCAGAAGCAGCGAGUUGCAAUUGCUCGAAGUAUUGUCUCUGAACCACGAAUUCUUCUACUUGAUGAGGCAACUAGUGCGCUAGAUCCUCACUCCGAGGAGGUUGUUCAAGAAGCUUUGAACAACGUAUCUCAGGGACGCACAACUAUCACCAUUGCUCAUAAAUUAGCCACUAUCAGAGAUUCUGAUAAUAUUGUGGUUAUGGACAAGGGCUGUAUUCUGGAACAGGGCACUCAUGCGUCAUUGUUAGAGAAGGAUGGUGCUUAUGCACGCCUUGUUCAUGCCCAAGAUCUCUCUGUAGAUACGGAAGCCUCCGAUGACGAUACAGAUGAUGAGCAACCAAAGACCGAGGACAAUCGCUUGGAUCUCACUGGUACACUCAGUCGGUACUCUACAUCGACGAGAUUAGCUGUGGAGAAGAAUAGUAACCGAGAUGACUUUGACAACUGGGAAAGAGUCGGGCUUUUGCAUACAAUUUGGCGAAUUGUCACCUCCACCCCCGAACUCGGGUUGACAUACUUUCUUGUGAUUCUUUCAUGUUUAGGAGGAACCGCUGUAUUCCCGGGUCAAACGAUUCUGAUGUCUCGAUUUAUUGAAGUAUUCGAAUUCACUGGAGACAAAAUGCGAGAAAAAGGGAAUUUCUUUGCAUUGAUGUUCCUUGUCCUUGCAAUCGGCACUCUUUUGGCGUACUUCCUGAUGGGUUAUACAUCAAACAUCGUCGCACAGACCCUGGGCCAAAAAUAUAGAACACAAAUGGUCAGCAACAUGCUUAAGCAGGAUCUCCAAUUCUUCGACCGCGCCGAAAACACUACCGGCGCUCUAACCAGCCGAGCGGAGACUCAUCCACAGGCCAUUUUCGAACUGAUGGGAUUCAACGUUUGUUUGAUGCUUAUAUCCUCCGUGUCUGUUGUAUCAUGCAGUAUUCUCGCCUUGGCUUACGCGUGGAAGCUCGGUCUUGUCAUUGUAUUGGGAGGACUUCCUCCCAUGCUAUAUUCCGGGUAUGCUCGUAUCCGAAUGGAGGGUGCGAUGGACCACAAUAUUUCCAAAUCAUUCUCUAAGAGUGCUUCAAUUGCUUCGGAAGCAGUGAACUCCAUCAGAACGGUGUCUUCUUUGGCCAUUGAGAAUUCUGUGCUGGAUCGGUACACUCAAGAGCUUGACACGGCCGUCAAUGCUGCUACAAAGCCCUUGCUUCUUAUAAUGCUUCCGUUUGCAUUUACUCAAAGUGUUGAGUACUCCUUUAUGGCACUCGGAUUUUGGUAUGGAUGUCGACUUGUCUCAACGGGGGACAUCACUAUGGUCAAUUUCUUUAUCGCCUUUUUGGGUGUAUUCUUCUCAGGCCAGCAAGCCUCUAUUCUUUUUGGACUCUCAAGCAGUAUGACAGCAGCAACCAAUGCGGCAAAUUACAUCUUCUGGCUAGAAGACCUUCAACCAACAGUUCGGGAAACAGAAGAUAACAAAGACAUCGGACCUGAAGACUGGAAGAGCCUCGAUCUGGACAACUUGCAUUUCUCAUACCCAUUGAGACACAAUGCCCGCGUACUUCGGGGCGUAAACCUUCAGAUCAAAGAAGGUCAAUUCGUCGCCUUUGUCGGCGCCUCCGGCUGCGGAAAAAGCACAAUGAUAAGCAUGCUGGAACGCUUCUAUGACCCAGUCUCCGGCCAGAUAAACAUCGACUUGACAGCCCUAUCGAACAUGAACCCAUGGCUUUACCGAAGCCAAGUAGCACUUGUGCAGCAAGAGCCAACGCUCUACCCAGGAACAAUCCGUGAAAACAUCUCACUGGGGGCACCGACAAACACCAACCACACCACAGCCUCAGAUGAGGAAAUCGAGGCGGCUUGUCGGGCCGCUAACGCUUGGGACUUCAUCUCUUCCCUGCCCGAUGGCCUAGCUACGCCGUGUGGAGCUAAUGGUACACAGCUGUCAGGUGGUCAGCGUCAACGUAUCGCGAUAUCCAGGGCUCUACUGCGUAACCCGCGGUUACUGCUUUUGGAUGAGGCGACUAGUGCGUUGGAUACGCAGUCUGAGAGGGUUGUACAGGAAGCAUUGAACGAGGCUGCUUCGCACGGCGAUAGGAUCACUAUUGCUGUUGCGCAUCGGCUUUCGACUAUCCGGCAUGCGGAUAUUAUUUGUGUUUUUGAUGGGGGGAAGAUUGCUGAGUCCGGGACUCAUGAGCAUUUGUUGACCAAGGGACGGCUUUAUCCAAAGAUGUGUGAGGCUCAGAAUUUGGGGACUUGA